Messenger RNA from Blastomyces dermatitidis ER-3, 480 nucleotides. RefSeq lists its product as uncharacterized. The transcript has 2 exons. The record is from RefSeq and is a predicted model, not a curated record. Bases 1 to 480 code for a protein of 159 amino acids. NCBI's taxonomy places the organism in Eukaryota, Fungi, Ascomycota, Eurotiomycetes, Onygenales, Ajellomycetaceae.
AUGUUGCGUGAUCUGGUCUCCUCGAAAGACGGCGAAAUUUCGGUCUACACAUUUACAAAUAGGUCGCUGCCUGGCGUGCUGGGCGACCCAGAUAUUCAGCUCCGCGUCUCAGGCCGCCCGGAAUCUUCUGCUACAAGUCAUGACCGGAUGCUUGCGGCGUACGUUACUCCGUCUACCCUCCGAUGCAUCAAUCGACGAGGCGAGCAGAAGCGGAAUUCUCUUUUGACGGGAGGGUGCUAUGGCUCUAUAAACCGGACUGCGGAAUUUUGGGGGGGGGGGAAUCAUACCGACAAGCUUCUUGCUAUCAAUGCGUCUAUAGGCUCCGUCAUCUCUCAGGUGGAUUUGGGAAGCACGGGACAUGGGGCGCGAUUUGUUGCCCAUCCAAAUAACCCAUUUGUGCUUCUGGAUGUUGGAGAGGUUCAAGAUGGAUCACCGCUAUACAUGUUCUAUUUGGACGAGGCUGAAUCUAUCCAACUAUAA